CGUCUAUAGUAUCAUUUAUAGUAAAACUGCAGCUCACCGCCUGUGCAAAUUAGCAGUGUACCAUUCUGCAAAAAGUAUCAUAACAGAGAGAACACUAUACGCUAAGCUAAUCCACUACAGUAACCCUCUCUGUAUUUUUGCUUUUGUUGUAGUGUGAGAGAGAGAGAGAGAGAGAGAGAGUUUGUGUCACUUUGCAUUUCGUUCCUUUCCUUUUCUCCUUUUUGAUGCAAACUCGACUAGGAGGGCUUAUUUUGCUGCUGCCUGCAUACUUCAGUAUACACAGUUUAAAGUACUCUCUCUCUCUCUCUCUCUCUCUCUCUCUCUCUGAAACUUGUUCCUCUUCAGGCCUUUGAAAAGUUAACAUCACAUUGUGAUAAGUAUCAAAUGUUGCCCUUUCGAGAAGCAGAGGAAGACAGUAAUCCUAAUUUUAGUUGGGGUGUCAAGAAGGGAAAGGGUGCCCUUAACAAGGGCGUCCAAUUUUACAAGUCAUUCACUUAUGAGGGGGUUGACUUCUCCUUAUAUGAUUGUGUGUACAUGUGUCGUCCUGAUGAAGAUGAGCCAGACAUCGGUAAGGUUGUCAAGAUAUGGGAAACAGCCCAAAAGAAAAGGAUGGUUAAAGUUGUAUGGUUUUUCCGUCCCAUCGAGGUAACUCAUUGGUUGUGUAAUAUCAAGCUGCUUGACAAUGAGUUACUCUUGGCUUCAGGAGAAGGCAUAGGGCUUUCAAAUUGUAAUCGUGUGGAAGCCAUCACUGGUAAAUGCAAUGUUGUCUGCAUAUCAACUGAUAGGAGGAACCCUCAGCCAAAAAAUGAAGAUUUGGACACAGCUGACUUUGUCUUUUAUCGCACCUUUGAUGUCAGAACUCGCGAGAUAUCUGAGGAAUUUCCAAAUUCAAUAGCGCAAAUUGAAGUGGAGCACUACUUCAAUAAGGAGACAGAUCAGAAGCAGCCUCUUCAUCAUGGAGGAAAAGGAAGUCUUGAAAAGCCACAAUCAUCAUCUUCAUUUGUAGGAACAACAACUAAAACAGUGGUGAAAGAUGGCCAGUCAGGAAGAAACACUCAACUGAAGAAAGCCACCAGUAGUUCAUGGGAAAGACAGGGAAAUAUUUCUGUGACAAACGGCACUGUUGCCGGAACUGAAGUAAAGUAUUCUUGUUGUAUUUCUCCUACUAGCUUAUCUGAUUCUCAUGCUUUGAAGAAGAAGAAGCUUCUAGACUCUUCAGGUACUGCACCGUUUGAACAACAUAAGGUCAUGCAAUCUAAGAGUCAGGUGACAAAAGUGGUAGAAAAAGGUGGACAAGGCAAUCUUUCUGUGACAGACAAGACUAUUGCCAGAACUGAAGUAAAGCAUUCAUAUUGUACCUCACCUACUAGCUUAUUGGAUUCUCAUGCUUUGAAGAAGAGAAACCUUCAAGAUUCUUUAGGUACUGCACCAUUUGAACAACGUAAGGUCAUGAAAUUUACGAGUCAGGGUGCUAGCACAUGGUUCAAGGAACAGCCAUGGAAUGAAAGACUCCACGUAGCUCAAGAGCGAGGCACACUUGUGUUGCUUGAGAAUCUUGAUCCUUCAUAUACAUCAGCAGAAGUGGAGGAUAUUGUCUGGCAUGCCUUGGAGCAAAAGGUUAGUGCAAAAAUGGUGCAACAUAAUACCUUCUCAAAUCCACUGAAUGGGAAAGCAUUUGUUAUCUUCAAAUCAAGUGAGGGUGCAGAGACUGCCAUUUCUAAAUUGAAAAGGAGAUGCCUUAUGUUAGGUGAUGGAAGGCCAGUUGUUGCUCGGAGAGGAAGUAUAGAGGAGCAAGUGAAAUGUAGUGGCCUUCCUGGCCAUCUAUCCAUUGGUAGAAUCAAAUUUCAAAAGCUAGGAGAAGAAAUGAGAAAAGCAGUAUCAACAUCACACCACUCUCAGAGUAACACAAUCGAACAUGAGAUGGCCGUCGAAUGGCGUGUACUACAGGAAAAGUCGAGCCUUUGGUGGAAAGCUUUACAUGAGAAACAAGCAGCAGAGAUUGAACUACUUAGGAGCAAGUUGAAGACCCCUAUUUGGAACUAAGCCUGUAUAGGAUCUAAACUGUUGUUAAGUUUCACCUAAGAGGAUUGGCAUCAUUUCUUUUCCACAAGGACUCUUUUUGUUGGUUUCCUUGUGUACAAGAGGUAUACACAGAGGGUGUCCCCCUUUUUGGAUAUGGGGUUGCACCUAAGCAUAGAGAAGUACAGAGAUUACAGAUUAGUAUUAUCUGAUGAUAGAAUGCAAUUCUUUUUGUGCAGCACAAUACUGCAUCUUUUGUAGUACACUGUAUUGCUGUGAAUUCGAAAGUUGUAAGCAGUUAGCUAUAGGAAAUUGGUGCGGUUUGACUUUCUUCCCACAUCAUAACAACCAGAUGUUUUUAUUCAAAAUCCAACAUUAAGGCAUUAAUCAUAUAUCUAUAAUCUACUUACGAAAAAAACAUAUAUCUACUUAAUUUAAGUGAAUAGCAUCUCGUAUGGCUGCGUAAAUGCAAAAAAUAAGUUGACAGCAUCGCAUGUUUAAAACUCAAAUGAUAAGCCAGCUUGUGUUCACGAGGAAUCUCUUGCGGGGUAAAAUGUAUGAGGAA
Messenger RNA from Nicotiana tabacum (common tobacco), 2584 nucleotides. The record is from RefSeq and is a predicted model, not a curated record. NCBI's taxonomy places the organism in Eukaryota, Viridiplantae, Streptophyta, Magnoliopsida, Solanales, Solanaceae.